Molecule: messenger RNA, 4092 nt
Organism: Macrosteles quadrilineatus (aster leafhopper)
Lineage: Eukaryota; Metazoa; Arthropoda; Insecta; Hemiptera; Cicadellidae
Gene: Gprk1
Product: G protein-coupled receptor kinase 1
Exons: 16
Coding region: 303-2375 (690 amino acids)
Biological process (GO): regulation of signal transduction; protein phosphorylation; G protein-coupled receptor signaling pathway
Molecular function (GO): G protein-coupled receptor binding; G protein-coupled receptor kinase activity; ATP binding
Source: RefSeq, a predicted model, not a curated record
UGAUCCAGGUCCCAGGAUCUGUCUCCCGUCUGUGUUCGGUCGUGCAUAUUUCGUGUGUUUUAUUUAGUUUUGUUCUGUGUUUUGAGAUUCUUAACAUCAGAAUUUCGGUAGUUUAAUAGCUAUGGUAUCUACAUUGAAUGUGGAAUAUGUGAAAUCGUGGCGUCAAUAGAGAAAUGUUAAGUGUUUUAUGUGCAGUGACAGAAUUCCCGGAACAUGAAGUUUUCUGAGUGGUAGUGUUUGUGUGAUUGGGCCAUAGGCCUGAUAUUAUUUUGAGUGAGUUCGUUAAAAGUCAGAGGAUAAACAUGGCAGAUUUAGAAGCCGUAUUAGCUGAUGUCAGCUAUUUAAUGGCAAUGGAAAAGUCGAAAUGUACUCCAGCAGCAAGGGCCAGUAAGAAAAUAGUCCUACCAGACCCUAGUGUUCGGAGUGUGAUGCACAAGUACCUUGAAAAGAAAAACGAAGUGAAUUUUGAUAAAAUAUUCAACCAAGUCUUAGGUUACCUCCUUUUUAAAGACUUCUGUGAAAACGUGUCAGAGGAGCCAGUACCUCAGCUUAGGUUCUACGAACAAAUCAAGCAAUACGAAAAGCUCGAGUGUCCAGAUGAAAGAAGGAAGCUAGCUCGGGAAAUCUACGAUAAUUUUAUAAUGAAAGAACUUCUCGCACAUGCACAUGAUUAUCCUAAAGAUGCGGUUGCACAUGUUCAAAAGUAUUUAAUGAAAAAUGAAGUUCCAGUUAAUUUAUUUGAGCCUUAUAUCCAAGAAAUAUUUAACCAUUUGCGAGGUACACCAUUCAAAAAAUUCUUAGAAAGUGAAAAAUACACGAGGUUUUGCCAAUGGAAAAAUCUAGAGUUAAACAUUCAGUUAACAAUGAACGACUUCAGCGUACAUAGAAUCAUUGGACGCGGUGGGUUUGGUGAGGUGUACGGCUGUCGUAAGGCGGACACGGGGAAAAUGUACGCAAUGAAGUGUCUAGACAAAAAGAGAAUCAAGAUGAAGCAAGGAGAAACACUUGCACUCAACGAGAGAAUCAUGCUGUCACUGGUCAGCACGGGGGUGGAUUGUCCGUUCAUUGUAUGUAUGACAUAUGCGUUCCACACACCAGACAAACUCUGUUUCAUCCUUGAUCUGAUGAACGGAGGCGAUUUACAUUACCAUCUCUCCCAACACGGGGUGUUCAACGAACAUGAAAUGAAGUUUUACGCAGCGGAAGUUAUCUUGGGGCUGGAGCAUAUGCACAGAAGGUAUAUUGUGUAUCGGGACCUCAAGCCUGCCAAUAUCUUGCUAGAUGAGCACGGACAUGUUCGUAUCUCAGAUCUGGGACUUGCUUGUGACUUCUCCAAGAAGAAACCUCACGCCAGCGUUGGCACACACGGCUACAUGGCGCCGGAAGUGCUAAGUAAAGGCACGGCGUACGACUCCAGCGCUGACUGGUUCUCCCUUGGCUGCAUGCUCUACAAGCUGCUCAAAGGUCACAGUCCGUUCCGACAACACAAGACCAAGGAUAAGCACGAGAUAGAUCGCAUGACACUUACCAUGGUAAAUGUGGAACUGCCAGACUCUUUCUCCAGGGAGCUGAGAGCGCUCUUGGAAGGUCUACUGCAGAGAGAUAUCGACAAACGGCUCGGCUGUCGUGGCAAUGGAGCUGACGAGGUGAAGGACCAUCCGUUCUUUGCAGGGCUGGAUUGGCAACAAGUGUACAUACAAAAGUACACACCACCCCUGAUACCUCCCCGAGGUGAGGUCAACGCAGCCGACGCCUUCGACAUUGGCUCCUUUGACGAGGAGGAUACUAAAGGAAUCAAGCUGACUGAUGCAGAUCAAGAUUUGUACAAGAACUUCCCUCUGGUGAUCUCUGAGAGAUGGCAAAACGAGGUUGCGGAAACUGUUUUUGAGACAAUCAAUCAAGAAGCGGACAAAAUGGAGCAAAAACGCAAGGCCAAGCAGAAGCAGCGAUUCGACUGCGAUGAGAAAGAAUCAGACUGCAUACUCCACGGGUACAUCAAGAAGCUGGGUGGGCCGUUUGCAUCAGCGUGGCAGACAAGAUACGCCAAGCUAUACCCGAACAGACUAGAGCUUCAUCCCGAGUCGGGCAGCACCAAACCCGAGUUGGUGUUCAUGGACCAGCUGGAGGAAGUGUCUCCCGACCUGGUGACAGUGAAGAACGAGCAGUGCAUCGUGCUCAAGACAAGAGACGCCAAGAUUGUGCUCACCAAUCCAGACGAGAUCGGACUGAAGGAGUGGUCUCUGUCCCUCCGGUCUGCUCACAAGUGUUCGCUUGAGCUGCUCGGUAGCAUGGCCAAGAAAGCGGGGAAGAUAUACGGCACAGAACGAGACAAAGUGGCCCCAGUGAUCGCUCCCCGCACCACCAACGGCAACUAACCUCACAAUGGACGUUACGUUACGUUAAGACCAAUUUUGAUUUUUUUAUAUAGCGUAAUAUUUAUUUAUUCGUAGCCUGUAAAUUCCCACAUCGUGUACUCAGUGUAGGCGUAAGUGAGUUUUAUGGUUUUGUAAUGUAAAUUUCUACAAUUUUAAUAUAUAAGUUUUGUUGUGAAUAAAGUUGUAAAUGUAAAAUAAACGCGGAACGUGGUUGUUUCAGCGUUCCCGCAUCACUGUAAGUGUAUAACUAUCAAUCGUAGCUUAAGGUGUAUUUAUGUUAGGUAGGACAUCGCUAUGUUAUGGAUCUGUAAAGGCUCUGUGAUUCCGUUAGUAGACAUUCGGCUUUACGUAUUUCCCGGCUGCGGUCGGAUCGUUCGGUUAGUAAGUUAUAUUUAUUGUUGCCUGUAUUAUCUUGUUAAGCGUUGUAGGUUAUUUAUUAUUUAUCUCGUCUAUUACAGUUGACUAGUUAUUCCAACCGUGUUGCGUGAUCGGACACCGUAGAAUUGAAAUUAUAAGUUUUUAGUUGCGAUUCGGUGAAUUUCCUAAGUCCUCGAUUUGUUCAGGUAGUGAAUCAAUGUGGAUUUUAACUCAAAGUGACAUGUAUAAAGUAACUGGUAUUCAAAUUUUGUAUCGACAAUUAGUUUUUUUAAACAACUUGAGUUUGUUCCUAAUGUUUUUUAUCAGAUGUUAACGCACAUUUCAGUACAAAAGAUCACUUUCAUACUUUUUUAUUGUUUCCACCUGUAGACAGUAGGCCUAACCACAAUUGUUACUGUUGUCAUGUUUUCAAACAGAGGACUAAAAUUUGCAAUUAGUACGGGUUGAUGCUCUUUGUAGAAGAGACCUGAUCAAAUCAGUAUCGUGAUCCUCAGUAUCAAGAAAAGAAACAAAACUUUAAAUGUAAUCAAGAGUAAUUAAUGAAAUAAUGUUAGUAAAUAUAAAAUGUAUUGUUAUUAAUCAAACACAAAUUUUAUCUAUAAUCAUGUUAGUUUUUCAUACCUGUGUUUUAAAAUAUGCUUAUUUAAAUGUUUAUUUGGAUUUAUUGUUAGCAUUUAAAGAUAAAAAUCAUGUUGUCAGACGCAUUUUCAAUAUGAGCACCAGUUGAAAAUCAUUUUUUUUCCUCUUUGGUAUUCCUAGUCUUCAGUAUCUACGUAGUAGUAUUAUUAAGGCAGGGUAAAAGUAUAGGGUUUUGUGCCAUUUUCUUUAUAUUUUAUACAACUGUUUAUGUUUUAUUUACUUUAAAAAGUAAUGGAAAUCCGGAUUUCAUACAUUUGUUGUGUUUUUUGUUCUUUAGUCUAUUAUUUAUACUUUGUUAUGCAUACUCACUUACUCAUUUAACUAAGUUUGUAUUUUCAUUAUUUUAUUUUUGUUGACAAAUUGUUCGUUGUAACCUAGAAAAUAUAAUUUUAUUGUGUUCAUAAUUAUUUUUUCAAUAUUUAUGUGGCGUGUUUUUUUUUUUGUCUUUGCAUAAACGUUUAUGUUGUUCAAACAUUUGAUAGUUUCCAUGUUUAUUUCACAAAUUUAUAUACAAUAAACCAAACUAAAAAAAUGACUUAAAGUGUCUUAUUCUCGAGAUUAAUUUCAAAUCAUACUUUCCAGUAUUACAACGAGUAUUUAGAUUCAACAUGCCAAAGGGUAAAGAGUAAAAAACAUUAUGUUUGUUAAAUUACAUUUUCUUUGUUUAUUUUCAUAAUAUAUUAAUGUUUCCACCAACGAA